Molecule: messenger RNA, 2212 nt
Organism: Parasteatoda tepidariorum (common house spider)
Lineage: Eukaryota; Metazoa; Arthropoda; Arachnida; Araneae; Theridiidae
Source: RefSeq, a predicted model, not a curated record
AAAAUUUAAUCGAUGAACUUUCGGCUGCUACGAAUACGAAAUAACGAAAAUGCUACUAGAUUUGUUUUUAAAUUAAAAUCAUUGUUUUCUAUUUUGUUUAAAACUGUAUAUUAAAAAAAAAUACUCUGUUCGAUAAACACUUGUAUUAUUAUUACUGAGAGCUAUGUAUGCCAGACAACUUUCAAAUCGAACUGAAUUACAAUGGGUUGAAAUUAAUAAGCAUGUUAAAGAUGCUUUAGUACUUAUGGAUGAUGCAGCUGCUGAAUGCUUACAUUGGCAUGGAGGAUUAAAAAAGAUUUUAGAUGGUGGUGCGAUCUCUGUGGAAUCUUUUUCUCCAUUUGUGGUUAGAAUAAACAGUAUAUUGAUAGCUGAUUCUAAAGUAAGAAAGGCUGUGUUCAUAAUUAUGUCACCAUUAACUGGUGAAAACUGGAGAACUUUAAUAGUCAUUAUCAGAGCGAAUAAAUUCAAACAUUGUGUCAUCAUUACUCCUCUGCCAGCAAAACUUCAUGGUGGGAUAACCGAUGAAACCGAACAAAGCUUCAUUGGUAUUGAAAAUUAUCUUUUACGCUGGACCGAUAAUGUGAAUUUCACAGCUAAUGUAUGUCAUAUUCCUUUAUUCACUUACCAUGUGUCUCAAAAUGUUUUCGUCAUGCCCUCCUUUACUCAAAGAUUUUCUCUUUCUGAAUGUGGUUUAUUGGAAAUGAACCGAAAAAGAACUGAAGAGCUUUCUCUUAAGUUACUAAAUCCAGAAAUGGAAUCUUCUAUUAAGAUAUUAGCAUAUUUUCUCAAUUCUCUGUUGGAUACAUUUCAAGUUAAAGGUGAUUUUUAUUCUCUUGGACCAUUGAGUUAUUUACUUGCAUCUGAAUUGGAAAGUAUUUCUCAACAACAGAAAAAGAAAUCAACUUAUUCAAAUAAAGCUUCUUUGAUUGUAGUUGAUCGAAUUUUAGAUCUAGCUGGCCCUUUGAGUCAGUCAUACGACACAAUGUUAGAUAAAGUUCUGUUAUCUUUACCUCAUAUUCCUGGACAUGUUUUUGAUAUUUGUGUAAAUAUGGAAGAUUUGUCUGCUUGUAAAAGUGCUAUGGUUUUUGGUAGACCUUUGCUAGCUCCUGGUUGUAUUGCUCAUAAAAGCGAUUCUUACGCAGAGGUCUGUUUAAAUGCCAUUUUGUACAAAAAUCCAAGAGAAGCAUUAAUUGAAAUGAAUCGUCAAAUCGUGGAAUGUGCCGGUAAAGAGGGUAUUAACGUAGAUGCAAGCUCACGUCUGACCUCAGAUAUUUUAAAGAAAAAAGUUAUCUGUUUUAAGGAAAAUCCAAAAGUCAUGGCUAAAUUUACUGGACUUCUUCAACAAACACUUGCAGUGAUUCAAGCUUUAGAAUUUUCUAGUUCAAAAGGUGUUGAUAAUUUAGCUGCUAUUGAAAAAGCUUUGCUACAAUAUUUAACAACAUCGAGUGAAGAGGUUCUAAGCAAUAUAAUGCAGAUGAUAACUGAAAAAGAAGAAAUGAACUACAAAAUGGAAGAGAUUAUAAUUUUCUUGGCGUUUUUUUACAUGUUAUCUGGGGAAACUGACUUAGCCAAUGAAUCUGCUAUGCAGGCCACUUUGAUGGAAACAUUUUUUCAAGAUGAAAGUAUGGUUGAUUUACUGUCAGUAUUUGUGGAUGAAGAUGAAAAAGAUGAUGAAAAUGUUUUGAAUUCUGUUAGAACUCUCUUUAAUAUAUUCAAGAGACUUGGUACUAUUCGAAGAAGACUUACAAGAUAUAAAACCUUGUUUAAAUCUACAAAUCCUGCAUUUCCGGCUUCAUAUAAUCCUUUGCUUAAGCAAAUUCUUGAAGACAUUUUUGAUCCAAAUCUUCCAGAAAAUCCUGAUCUUGAAUUUCAUUCUGCUGGGCUCACAAAUUAUAUCAAAACUGGUUUCAGCUUAUUCAUGAAUGUCAAUAAGCCUCAACCAAGAGAUAACCCCGUCAUAUUCAUCAUUGUACUUGGUGGAGUUACUCCAUCAGAAAUAAAAAUUGUUAAUGAAUAUACUUCUCGUCACAAAGAAACUGAAAUAUUUCUGGGAUGCACUGAAGUUUUGUCACCUUCUAAUGUAUUGAAAGAUAUUGGAAUGAUUGUAAAAAAUCUAUCUAAAGAUGCAUCAGAAAAUCAGCAUUCAACUUAAAAUUUCAAGUUAAAUUUGUUAAAUUUUGUAUAUAAAUUGUAUGUAUUGUUAUAAAUUUUU